This is a messenger RNA of Aspergillus homomorphus CBS 101889, 1662 nucleotides long. Its product is annotated as extracellular metalloproteinase. The transcript is spliced from 4 exons. Gene Ontology annotation, molecular function: zinc ion binding; metalloendopeptidase activity. The annotation marks the transcript as partial. The record is from RefSeq and is a predicted model, not a curated record. Lineage: Eukaryota; Fungi; Ascomycota; Eurotiomycetes; Eurotiales; Aspergillaceae.
AUGCACAGCCUGCUGACUCUGUGCGCCUUGGGAGCGCUUUCACUCCUAUGCCCUGGCUAUCCACACUCAAAACCAACAGAAAGUAUCGUGGAUCUGAGUCAUUUCCGCUUGAUACCAAGAGCUGAAUACGUGGACUCCCCUGCUGGUACUGACAACGCGCUGUAUAAUUCCUCUUUUGUGGAAGAAGACUACGUCCAAACAGCCACCAGACUUGUUCAGACCAUCUCACCGGGAACAAGCUUCCGACUCAUUGGCAAUCAUUAUGUUGGAGACAAUGGGGUCAGUCAUGUGUAUUUCCGCCAGACCCUCCAUGGAAUCGAUAUCGAGAAUGCCGAUUUCAAUGUCAAUGUUGACAGAAACGGAGAGAUAUUCUCCUAUGGCAACUCCUUCUUCGCUGGCGCCUUCCCAGCGGGCAAUUCGCCAACUCAAAGUGAUCUCUUAGAUCCGAUCAUUGCUCUUCGGGCCGCAACAGAGACACUGCAUCUUCCCAUCACCAUCGACACAGUCACGAUAGCAGCAGACAAAACAAACGACACCUACACCCUCCAAGGAACCACAGGCACAGUAUCCGACCCAAUUGCCCAGCUAGUCUACUUUAUCACCGCAGACGGCAAUCUCGCCUUGACAUGGCGCAUCGAGACAGACAUCUACGACCACUGGCUUCUGACAUACGUUGACGCCGCCACCAGCGAAAGAAUCCACGGCGUAGUCGACUAUGUAUCGCAGGCCUCAUACCUAGUUUACCCAUGGGGCACCAACGACCCGGACGACGGAACCCGGACGCGCACGAUUGUCAGCAAUCCAUGGGACCUGAGCUCAUCGCCGUACGCCUGGCACAGCGACGGGGUAACGAACUUCACGACGACGCGAGGCAAUAAUGCGAUCGCGCAAUGGAACCCAAGCGGCGGACGGUCGUACAAGAACAACUACCGGCCGGUAUCACCGACACUGCAGUUCCACUACCCGUACGCGCCCAACCGGGCCACGCAUCCGGCGGCGUACAUCAACGCCUCGAUCACGCAGCUCUUCUACACGGUCAACGCGUACCACGACCUCCUGUACCAGCUGGGCUUCACUGAGAAAGCGGGCAACUUCGAGUUCAACAACGGCAACCGCGGCGGCCGUCCGCACGACUACGUGAUCCUCAACGCCCAGGACGGCUCCGGCAACGACAAUGCCAACUUCGCCGCGCCGCCCGAUGGCAUCCCCGGCCGCAUGAACAUGUUCCUGUGGACCGAGUCCGAGUCUGAUGAGGCGGUCGUCCGUGACGGGAGCUUCGACGCCGGCAUCGUCAUCCAUGAGUAUACCCAUGGCUUAUCAACCCGUCUGACCGGCGGCCCUCACAAUUCCGGCUGCCUCAGCUCCCUCGAAUCCGCCGGCAUGGGCGAGGGCUGGGGCGACUUCAUGGCCACUGCCAUCCGCAUCAAGCCCGCCGACUCGCGCAAUACCUCCUACACCGUCGGCGCCUGGGCCGCCGCCAACCCCGCCGGUGUGCGCGCCUAUCCAUACUCCACCUCGCUGACUGAGAACCCCCUGUCGUAUACGAAUGUCAAUGAGUUCGAGGGCGUCCAUGGUAUCGGAACCGUGUGGGCGUCGAUGCUGUAUGAGGUGAUGUGGUAUCUGAUGGAGCGGUACGGAAUUAGCCGUGGGGAGGAGGAGGAG